This is a messenger RNA of Prorocentrum cordatum, 1683 nucleotides long. The record is from the annotation of a GenBank genome assembly. NCBI's taxonomy places the organism in Eukaryota, Dinophyceae, Prorocentrales, Prorocentraceae.
AUGGCAGCGCAUUCGGAUAUCGGCAUGGUUCUCGAUGUUGCUGACGCUGCUGCUGGUAAGGCCGACAUGUUUACCCGGAGGGUCACGCGGGACGAGGCCGCCUACAUAUUGGGACGCGCUGGCAAGACCAAGGCCAAGCUGAACGCGGUGAGUGGUGCCACCAUCAACCUCGUAGAAGCCGCUACGGGAUGCCAGCUGCAGGUACGUGGCUCGGACGUGCAGCGGCGGCGGUGCCUCAAGUACGUGGAGUUCGUGAUCGCUCAGAGGCUUGGGCCCGUGGACAUAGCCGAUCCACAGGCCCACGACGACCUGACGAUUUUGGGGGUGCCAGCCAAUACAGUCAGCUUCAUCACCGGCAAGGGGGGAUCCUUCCUGCGCCUGGUCGAGGAGGAGUGGUGCACGCUGCUCUUCUUCCUCCGGCUGGAUCCGGCGAGGCCCCCGCAGCGCGCGAACCCGCUGCACGUCGAGAGCCUGGCCAUCUUCGGGCCCGAGCGGCGGCGGUGGGGAGCGCAGCUGAAGGUGAUGGCGGCCAUCGAGAUGAAGGUGAUGGGCUACUUUACGCAGACCGUGGGUGACCACGAGAGUCUCGAGGACGGCUUCGCCAUCGACACGGUCAGGAUCCGGGAGGAGGACUACAGCUACGCGCUCGGCAAGAACGGGUCCACCCGGAAGAAGCUGGCCAAGGCCUCCGGCUGCACCGUGGAGUACGUCGGCCGUGUUGCGUACCUCUGCGGCGUCAGGAGCGAGCGCGGCCGCGCCAGGGAGUACCUGAGGUGGCGGCUCUGCCAGCGAGCCGGCGAGCGGGUCCACAUCGAUCACCGGGGCCGCAGCGACGUCACGGUCGUCAUGGUGGGCGCCGCCACGGCCGGCUUCAUCGCCGGCCAGCGCGGGGCCCUGCUCCACGCGAUCGAGGAGAGGACGGGCACCCUCUGCUUCUUCGAGGGCGGCGGCGCCGCCGCGCCGCGGCAGAGCUCCGAGGAGGGCCCGAGGCCCCUGCUCAUCUUCGGCCGCCCCGAGCACAGGCGCGCGGCCGAGGCGGAGGUCUGGGACAGGAUCGAUCAUUGCGUCUUUCGAGCAGGCCGGCGCGGGAUUGGUGGAGGACGCGAGGGGCGUCGCCGCCGCCGACUGGGGCCCGAAGACCGCGAAGAGCGGGGGCGGCGUGGCGAGCCGCGGCCUGACGGGGCUCGACCCCGGUCCGCACGAGGAGCGCGUGGAGGUGCCGCACGACGUCGCGUCGCUGCUGCUGGGCGGCGGCGGCAGGGACAGGAGGCGGAUCGCCAGGGCCAGCGGGGCGACGCUGGACCUGCGGGGCAACACGCUGGUCAUCGCAGGCACCCGCGAGGAUCGGACCGGGCGCGCUGCGAAGUACGUGCACCUGCUGAGAGCGCAGCUCCUGGACCGCCUGCCCCUCGGGGACGCCUGCCAGCACGACGACCUCACGCUGGUGAGGCUGCCGGAGCACAUGGCCGAGUGGACGGCCACGAGGCAGGACGCGUUCCUGCGCGGGGUGGAGGAGGAGUUCCGGGUGAUGGCCCUCGCCGCGGACUUCCUCCAGUGCGCCGGCGGCGAGAUGCAGCCUCGCACCCUGGCCGUGUUCGGCGCGCCAGUCGAACGGCGGGGCGCAGAGUUGAAGAUGACGGCGGUCAUCGAGUCGAGGAUCUCAGGCUCCGUCGCGAGACGUGA